This is a messenger RNA of Fomitiporia mediterranea MF3/22, 798 nucleotides long. RefSeq names its product nucleotide-diphospho-sugar transferase. NCBI's taxonomy places the organism in Eukaryota, Fungi, Basidiomycota, Agaricomycetes, Hymenochaetales, Hymenochaetaceae. The record is from RefSeq and is a predicted model, not a curated record. Gene Ontology annotation, molecular function: glycosyltransferase activity. The transcript has a single exon. The annotation marks the transcript as partial.
GACACGGCUUCACUUAUCAUUCCAAAACCAGACGAACGUGCAGUCGUGACAACACUCUAUUCCGAAGAGUUUUUCCCGGCCGCACUUGCAUUAGGCCGGUCAUUACAAGACGCCACAAUCGCCGCUCGCCGUAUACUUCUUUACUUUUCGGACCGCAUCUCUGACCGGACACUAUGCCAAUUACGUGCAGGUGGCUGGGAACUCCGUCCCAUCGUGCGUAUCCCGCCUCCGAAUGGAGGGAAGGGGGUCCAUAAGCGAUUCUUUGACCAAUAUUCGAAACUCCAGCUAUGGACUCUGGACAAAAUCGGUAUCAAGAGUGUUGUAUAUCUGGAUGCCGAUAUGGUCGUUCGCCAGAAUUUCGACGAGUUGUGGGCACUGCCGUUCGAGUUCGCUGCUGUUCCAGAUGUAUAUGAGGAUAAUCGAGGCUUUGCGUUGAGUUUCAAUGCAGGGAUGUUGUUCCUGCGUCCUUCAACCGAUGUCUUCAAAGAUAUGAUGCAGAAUAUCGCGACAGCAGACUACAGACGACUAGACGCAGAGCAGGGCUUCUUGAACAUGUACUUCGCCUCACAGGUCGUACGACUGCCAUACAUCUACAACGCAAACCUUGUGAUCAAGCAACGCAGUCCAGCAGUAUGGCAAGCUAUUGAAAAGGACAUGCGUGUCGUACACUACACGAUGAUGAAACCGUUCCUGGAAAAGGAAAGACAUCGCGCAUCGACCGGACACUGGGAAGCAGAGCUGGAGCUUUGGGACGCAGCUUGGAAAAAUACAUUUAAGGAUAUACAAGGGAAGUGUUGA